GUUCGUUGUUCUUUGUUCUUUGUCACCGCCCAACCGACGCCAUCUUGUCUUCUUUCAGCCUGCAGCCUUCCCUCUUCCCCCACCUUAUCCUUCACGCAUCAACCAACCAACACCUCCCCACCACUGCAAGCUCAAUCAAACCACCACUUCCAAACUACCCACUACCAAUACCUCAAGAUGCCUCUCUCCCAACACGCAGCCCUCCCCCGUAUCGCCAACGCCUUCGGAACCAUCUUCAUCGGCUUCGGACUCAACGCCCUCCUCCGCCCCGAGCAUGCCCUGACCUUCUUUGAGUGGGCACUUCCCACAUCCCUCCCCGAGCGCCAGCUAGUCACUAGCCUAAUUCAUAUCUAUGGCGUCCGCGAUAUCUUCAUGGGGCUAGCCAUCUACGCUGCAGCCUUCUACGGCACCCGGCAGUCUCUCGGGUGGACGCUAGUGGCCUCCAGCGCGGUGGCCUUUGCUGAUGGGGCGGUGUGUUGGGGCUGGGGGCAAGGACAAUGGGGGCAUUGGGGGUAUGCACCCAUGAUUACGGCCGUUGGGGCUAUGCUGGUUGGAGUUCUCGAUCGGGUGUGAAUUGUGGAAGUUGGUGUAAAGAAGAUUGUCAUGCUCACGGCUGUGUUUGUUGUUUUUGAAAGUUGGCUGGGUGAACAGCUGCAGGCUUUUGCAUCGAAUGCGAUCAACACGCAACGAGCCAAGAGAGCGUAGAGGCUUGAUUUGGUGGGGAAAGAUGUCCGAUAAUCCAGCCGGCGGGGCGUUCUGCUGCU
Aspergillus homomorphus CBS 101889 is the source of this 764-nucleotide messenger RNA. Its product is annotated as DUF4267 domain-containing protein. The transcript is spliced from 2 exons. Bases 178 to 573 code for a protein of 131 amino acids. The record is from RefSeq and is a predicted model, not a curated record. Lineage: Eukaryota; Fungi; Ascomycota; Eurotiomycetes; Eurotiales; Aspergillaceae.